This is a messenger RNA of Styela clava, 3873 nucleotides long. Lineage: Eukaryota; Metazoa; Chordata; Ascidiacea; Stolidobranchia; Styelidae. The record is from RefSeq and is a predicted model, not a curated record.
UAAAGUUGCAUAUUUUUUCAGAUUUAAGCUUAAUUUUUUUCAUUUUUACACUGUUCUACACAAGUAUUUUUUGCCUGGGAUUAGACGCUGCUGACACAAGAUGGCGGAAGCCCAUGCCGCUGUAGCGUUUCAAUUCACUGUCACUCCUGAUGGACUAAGACUCCAUAUUUCAAGUGAAGCUCUUCGCGCUGUUUAUCUUUCUGGAAUCAGAUCUUGGAGGAAGAGGGCCACUAGAUUCAGGAAUCGUUUUCUGAGUGGAGUAUACCCUGCAACAUUCUCAAGUUUGUUUGUAUUAAUUGGAGUGGUAACCUUGGUAACGGUUUGUGGGUUCGACCUAUCGUUCGGGUACAUACCGAGUAUAGCUGGGUAUAUCUCAACUGAGCCGUCGAAGUUUGUCUUAGGCUUCGCAGCUAUCCUUUUUACAACGAUUGUCUGGACUCUGGCCGUCUUACUCAUCCGAUAUACCCUCAAACUAUUGCUUUGUUACCAUGGAUGGAUGUUCGAACCUCGAGGAAAAGUCUCGAUCACGACUAAAUUAUGGGCGGUUUCCACAAAACUUCUAUGUGGAAAGGAACCACGAUUGUUCAGCUAUCAAGCGUCUCUUCCAAGAUUGCCUGUUCCAUCUGUCAAGAAUACUGUACAAAGGUAUCUACGCAGCGUCAGACCUCUUCUUGCUGACCCUGAGUACGACUCGAUCGUGUCUUUGUCUCAAGAAUUCGAAGCUACUUUGGGAAGUAAAUUACAGCGAUAUCUGAUUUUGAAAUCUUGGUGGUCGACUAACUAUGUCACUGACUGGUGGGAACAAUAUGUCUACCUUGCAGGCCGUGGUCCAAUUAUGGUGAACUCUAAUUACUACGGCAUGGAUUUGAUGUUCAUGCAGCCGACGUCAAGUCAAAUAUCGCGUGCCGCCACUAUCACUCAUGCGUUAUUUGCUUUCCGAAGCACACUCGAUAAAGAGAUGAUUAAACCGAUUCAAGUGAAUGGGCUUGUACCUCUCUGCAGUUUCCAGUAUGAGAGAGUAUUCAACACCAGUAGAAGCCCUGGAAUUGAUAUCGAUCAGAAUGUUCACUACAUGGAUUGUCGUCAUGUUGCCGUGUACCAUGCCGGACGCUGGUUCAAAGUGCCAUGUUACAAGCACGGCAUCUUGCUCAGACCAAAAGAAAUUGAAUCACAGAUGGAGGCUAUUAUUAAUGACCCAUCUCCCCCCAGUGCCGGGGAGGAACAUCUUGGUGCUUUAACUGCUGGAGAACGAAGACCAUGGGCAGAGGCUCGUCGUGAUUUCUUCAAAUCCGGAGUAAACAAAGAGUCGUUGCACGCGAUCGAGAAAGCGGCGUUCGUGGUUGUGUUGGACGAUGAAUCCCAUGUGUUAGACGUUGAUGAUGCGACAACUUUCUCGAAGUUCGGACGUUCGCUGUUGCAUGGAAAAUGCCAUAACAGAUGGUUCGACAAAUCUUUCCAAGUUAUUUUCUACAAAAACGGGCGAUUUGGAAUGAACGCGGAACAUUCCUGGGCCGACGCUCCGAUCAUGAGUCAUCUUACGGAAGAAGUAUUGUAUGAUGAGUUUGCGAACUUUGGAUAUAAUGAUGACGGUACCUGCGUCGGAGAAUUAACUACGACCCCACUCCCGCCUCAACGCUUGAAAUGGAACAUUCCAGAACCUUGCAUUGACGUCAUUGAAUCAAGUCUAAAGGUUGCAAAGCUUUUAUCUGACGACGUUGACCUCCACGUGUUUCCAUUCCGACGAUUCGGGAAAGGAUUGAUCAAAACUUUCCGAAUGUCUCCUGACGCUUUCAUCCAAUUGUCCCUUCAACUUGCACAUUUCAGGGACAAAGGUCAUUUCAGUUUGACGUACGAAGCUUCGAUGACAAGAUUGUUCCGAGAAGGAAGGACCGAGACUGUUCGUUCAUGCACGACUGAAUCCUGCGCUUUCGUUCGGGCCAUGGAAGAUCCAGAACAAACUGUCGCUGACGAUGGCUACGGUGUCUCCUACAUCAUCUGCCACGAAAACACCAUAAUGUUUCACAUCUCAAGCAAAGUCUCCUCUCAUGAGACAAACUCAUCUCGAUUUGCUUGAUAACAUCGAAAAAGCAAUGAUGGAUGUGAAGGACCUCUGCGAAUAUGCAAAGAAAAAUAAUUAGGAAAAAAACAAAAAAAAUUAGGAAUUAUUAUUAGGUUUUAAUGCAUUGUGUUUUAUAAAAAUAAGGGGGGAGCACUGGGGGUAAAAAAGUAUGGGAUUUCAUUUUGAUUUUACUUAUACUUUUGUGUGAAAAAGCGUGUUUUAUUUUUUCUGUGAUAUUUACUGAUUGUGUUUUUAUCUUAGUGUAAAACAGAUUUGGAAACCAAAAAAAAAAAAAAAUUCUGAGAGAUGGGGGAAUUUUUCAGAUAAAUUUGAAUUUGAGUACAAUUUCAUAUAAAUCACGAUUCAGCAUAGUUGCAUAAAUAUUUUGACAAUUUUGAACAAACCGGCAGUGACUAGGUAUCACUGUAGGCUCUGACCUUUUUUUCUGACCCCUUACCCUGCCCCCUCCCCCCCCCUUUAAUUUUCGUCGUCUCACUCAGGUGAGAGCUGUAUACAGCAUAUAUACUAAGACAUGUUUUUCUAUAACAAGAAUUUGGGUGCAUUUGCCUGUGGUGAGGUCACAACACAGGACCCAGAGAAGUUAUGACAUUUUUUCUCACACCCCCUGUCCCCCCACCAUUUCAAUGUCCCAGCAAGGAAGGAAAACCCCUCUAGUGGGUGCUAUUUGUUGGGGUCCCGUUUUUUCCUCCCCCUCCCCUCUUUUCCAAGAUAAACUCCUAUGUUGUGCUCCUCGCUUUUUCAUUUUCUGUAUAUUCAACAUAUCAACCACUUUGUAUUUGCUUUUCGGGAAUACCACAUAGUCACAAAUAUUUUUGAUAAUACCCCCCCCCCUCCCCCCCAAAAAAAAAAUAAUAAAUUUGUGUUAUAUUCCUAUUUACAUUAACAAGAAUACAGCAUAGAUGUAAAAUAGAAUAAAAAAAAUUCUUAGUUCAUUGUUUUGACCCUCACAGACGUAUUAAAUGAAGGUAAAAACACACUUUAACAAUUACUAAUUAAAAAAGAUAAUAUAAUAAGAUAAUAUUGAUAACUGAUUUCAUAACAAAAUUGAAAUUGUGAACUGACUUUAUGGACACCCUGUAUUUAUAAAGCAUUUUAGAUUUGACAAUGUAUGAUUAUAUAUUGGGCUAUGGCAUAUCCUAUAGGGUUAGAAAUAGCUCGUGGAUGGGGUUUCUCAUAUAAUUAUUAUGAAAGACACCGACACAAUUCCUUAUGACAAUCUACUCAUUUAAAUGUGGUGUUCCCUCUAUAUAUAUUAUAUUUAUGAUCUUCUUUGAUAGACUGUUAGAAAUUGAAUAUUUUUUGAUGUUUUAAUUAUGAUUCCAGGACUGAACUUUGGAAACCUAAUUAGAUAAUGAGAACUGUAGCGUAUAUACAGGGACAUAGCCAGCAGGGGGUUUUGAGGCUUGCUCCUUCCUUUUUUUAAAUGAAAAAAGGCAUAUAACUGAUUUAAACAUUGCAUUUUUUCUUAAAACAAAAUGCUUUUUGAACUCUUGAAAACCCAUCUGCCUCGUCACCCUGUUGAAAUGUAAAAAAAGCAAUUUUUUGUAGCAUAAAACACUUUAUGGGACUCUUGAAGACCUACACGACCACCGGACAGACCUAGCAAUUACGGUCCAACUUGGCAAUAACAAAUAUCAAGAUCUUCACUUUUAUCUUCACUUCUGUUUAUACACGCUUCAAUUGUCUGUAAAGAAAACUUCUUUGGCUUAAUUUUUGAGUUUUUGUCUAAAUUAUGAUUAUUACCAUUAGAAGUCCGAAACUAUAAUUAAUGAGAGAAAUCCAAAUUUUGAACA